Suncus etruscus (white-toothed pygmy shrew) is the source of this 8176-nucleotide messenger RNA. RefSeq names its product trinucleotide repeat containing adaptor 6C (gene TNRC6C). The transcript is spliced from 25 exons. Lineage: Eukaryota; Metazoa; Chordata; Mammalia; Eulipotyphla; Soricidae. The record is from RefSeq and is a predicted model, not a curated record. Gene Ontology annotation, molecular function: RNA binding; protein binding. The coding region runs from base 55 to 5790 and encodes 1911 amino acids. Gene Ontology annotation, biological process: miRNA-mediated post-transcriptional gene silencing; positive regulation of nuclear-transcribed mRNA poly(A) tail shortening. Gene Ontology annotation, cellular component: nucleoplasm; P-body.
UAUCUUUGUGCCAACAGGGAGCAAGAACAAGAAACAUAAAAAGAGGAACGUUUGAUGGAAGAAAAGAAAAAGAAAAAGCAGGAAGAAAAGAAAAAGAAGGAAGGUGCUCAGAAAAAGGCUGCUGAUCAAAAAACCAAAGUGCCAGAACCUACUAAGACCUGUUCGAGCCAGCCCCCACCUGCUGGUCCCGGUCCCAGCCCUGCCACCAGCACUCUCUCCGGCAGCAGCAAUGGCAAGCGCGCAGCAACCAGCGGCCAGCAACCCGCUGCCUCCCGCUACCUGCCUCGAGAGGUGCCUCCGCGCUUCCGCCAGCAAGAACAGAAGCAGCUACUGAAGCGAGGUCAGCCACUGCCGACAGGGGCCCUGACCGGCGGGAGCCCAGCCCAAGGUGCUGGGCCCACUGGGACCAGUCCCCCUCCUCUCCCUGGAGCCGGAACGCAGCCGCAACCCAGUAAGCUCCAGCCAGAUCUCGGUCACGGUGCAUUGGCAGAGCAUUAUGACCCUCCCUCCUGGGGCCAGCAGCCCACCCACAGGAGUGACGCCGACUGCGGCUGGGACCAAGGGAUCCUAGACCGGACGGAGAAGGAGGCGUGGCCUGGCAUCACGGGCACCGAGCCGGAGCCUGCCUCAGAAUGUCCCGCAGACACUGACUCGGCCUCCAACUGUGGCUCCGAGAAGAGUAGCAUGGCUACAGGGAGUGCCCAGGGCACCUUCAGCGGACACACCAAGAGGACAAAUGGCAGUAAUGGCACCCACGGCGCACUCGUCCAAAGCCCUUCGAAUCCGAGUGCCCUUGGGGCUGGGGGAGCGGGUGGGAGCGGCUGCGGGGGCAGCACGGCCCGCGUGUGGGGUGUAGCCACCAGCUCCCACUGCGCUCUGGGCGGCGGGGAUGGGAAGAUGGACACCGUGAUGGGCGAGGGGAGAAGUCCGAGCUGCUGGGGGACGGCCGGUGCCAGUGCUGGCAUCAGUCUCAACCUUAACCCCAGUGCCAACCCGGCAGCUUGGCCAGUGCUCGGACAUGAAGGAGCAGUGGCCGCAGGCAACCCUUCCAGUAUUUGCAGUCCGGCCAGUGCCAUCGGUCAGAACCUGGGCAGCCAGAACGGGAAGCCGGCGGGCGCGGCGAGUGCCUGGGGGAGCCUGCUGCCGCCAGAGAGCACAGAGCCACAGGCGCCCGCCUCCGCACCCGCCUCCUUCAGCGUCCAACCUCAGAACCUUAACACUGACGGACCAAGUAACACUAACCCUGCCACCACCUCCCCGAGCCCUCUCAGUGCAAUGCCGCCCAACGGGCUGCCCAACUGGGGCCUGGCUGUCGGCAUGGGCGCCGUCAUCCCCCCCCACCUGCAAGGCCUUCCUGGUGCUAAUGGGCCUUCGGGCUCUCCCAGCAGCGGCAGUGGGGGCAGUGGGGAAGGACUCAGCAGCUCGGUGUGGGGACUGUCCCCUGGAAACCCUGCCCCUGGAAACAGCAGCUCUGGGUUCAGCCAGGGCAGCGGAGACACUGUGAACUCCACGCUGAGUGCGAAGCAGAACGGAUCCAACACCGCUGUGCAGAAGGAAGGAGGUGGCGGGGGUGCCUGGGACUCGGGGCCUCCUGCCGGCCCGGGGAUCCUCGCGUGGGGACGGGGCGGUGGUAACAGUGGCGUCGGGAACAUCCAUUCAGGAGCUUGGGGCCACCCUGGCCGCAGCACUGCCAACGGUGUGGGCGGGGAGUGGGGGAAGCCCCCCAACCAGCAUUCCAGCAGUGACAUCAACGGCAAAGGACCGACGGGGUGGGACGGGCCCGGGGGCAGCAGCCAGAGCCCUGCCGGGCAGCUGGGCAGUGAGCACAUGAGCACCUGGGCCAAAGCUGCGCCUUCUGGCACUUCGGCCAGCGAAGGCAGCAGCGAGGGCUCGGCCGGCCACGGCGAAGGAGGCUGUGGACGGGACGCUGCAGACAGCCGCCGACGGGAGAAAGGGCUUCUGGACCAAGGGCACAUUCAGUUGCCAAGGAGUGAUCUGGACCCGAGGGUUCUGUCCAAUACUGGUUGGGGCCAGAUUCCAGUACAGCAGAACACGGCUUGGGAGUUUGAAGAGUCCCCUAGGUCCGAGAGGAAGAAUGACAAUGGGACGGAGGCCUGGGGGUGCGCGGCUACUCAGCCCCCCAGCUCCAGCGGGAAGAACAGUGGGUCCGUCAUGGACGGUGCAAAUACCUCUUCAGUAUCCGGGUGGGCUAGCUCCCCUCCCGCUGCUGUGCCAGCCUCCGCAGGCUGGGGCGAGGGUAGCGGCAAAGCGCCAACCGGCCCCGGGGUGUGGGGGGACUCACUGAGCUCAGCUGCUACCAGCAGUGCUGCUGCCGCCAAGAGCGGCCACGUGUGGAGUGGGACCGCCGGUCAGGAGGACAAGGCACCCGCCUGGGGGGAGCCCCCAAAGCCCAAGCCACAGACCUGGGUGGACGGGCCCAAGCCCAGCCCAGCCUGGAGCGCUGGAGGUGGGGACUGGGCCGAGUCCCCGUCUGUCCUGGGACACUUGGGGGACGGAAAGAAAAACGGCUCUGGGUGGGACGCUGACAGCAGCCGCUCCGGGGCCGCUUGGACAGAACCUGGCCGGGCCGGGCCCAGCAGCUGGGGCAACGGGGCGAAUGCCAAGGCGAAUCCCGGGACUAACUGGGGGGAGUCCCUGAAGCCCGGCCCCCAGCCAAGCUGGGCAAGCAAGGCCCCCGACAACAGCGUGAGUAGCUGGGGUGGGGCUGCUUCCGUGAAACAGACGGGACCCGGUUGGGGGAAGGCCAAGGACACCAGGGAGGCCACGGGCUGGGAGGAGCCUUCGCCACCGUCCAUCCGCCGCAAGAUGGAGAUCGAUGACGGCACCUCCGCGUGGGGCGACCCUAGCCACUACAACAACAAAAGUGUGAACAUGUGGGACAGGAACAACCCCGGCAUCCAGAGCGGCGCAGCUGCCAACACGGCCACCGUCGCCACCAGUAACAACAGCACCACAUCCCAUAUGGUCCCCCGACCCUGCCAGGCUGGCAGCAGGGUGGACAAAAUGCCUGCCCUGGCCCCUGUCUCAUCAGGCUGGGGAGAAAUGCCCAGUGUCCAUUCGAAGGCUGAAAGCUCCUGGGGAGAACCGUCCUCCCCCUCCACCCUGCUCGACAACGGCACCGCGGCAUGGGGCAAGCCGCCCGGCAGUGGCAGCGGAUGGGGGGCCCAGCCAGCUGAGCCACCCGUGACCUUCGGACGAGCCAGUGCCCCUGCUGCCGCCCCGGCCCUGUGCAAGCCAGCUUCCGAAUCUAUGCAAGAAGGCUGGGGCAGCAGCGGGGACGGCAUGGCCCUGGGGACCGGCCAGUGGGGGGACGAAGAUGGCGGCAUGUGGAGCAAUGCGACUCCCCAGGAAAGCAGCUCCUGGGGGAACGCCCCCAAGAAAGGACUCCAAAAGGGCCUGAAAGCACCUGGCAAGCAGGACGAGGCCUGGGCCCUGAACCGGCUCACCAGACAACUCACAGACAUGGGCUUCCCGAGAGAGCCAGCCGAAGAGGCCUUGAAGAGUAAUAACAUGAAUCUUGAUCAGGCCAUGAGCGCUCUGCUGGAAAAGAAGGUGGACAUGGACAAGCGUGGCCUGGGAGUGGCUGACUACAAUGGCAUGGUCACCAAAGCCCUCGGCUGCCGCCCACCGAUCUCCAAAGAGUCUUCCGUGGACCGCCCCACCUUUCUUGACAAGGACGGCGGCCUAGUGGAAGAGCCCACGACUUCACCAUUCUUGCCUUCGCCAAGCCUGAAGCCCCCCCUUCCAAACAAUGCACUCCCUAAUCAGGCCCUUGGGGGGGUUGCCUCUGGGCUGGGCAUGCAAAACUUGAAUUCUCGACAGCUCCCGAGUGGCAAUCUGGGUGUGUUUGGCAGCAGCGGAGCACCAGCGGCCAGGACCAUGCAGCCCCCUCCGCAGCCCCCCGCACCGCCCCCCAGCUCCUCCCAGCCCAGCCUCCGUGCUCAAGUGCCUCCGUUUCUAACCCCUCAGGUUCAAGCACAGCUUUUGCAGUUUGCAGCAAAAAACAUUGGUCUCAACCCUGCACUAUUAACCUCGCCACUGAACCCUCAGCAUAUGACCAUGUUGAACCAGCUCUACCAACUGCAGCUGGCGUACCAACGUUUACAGAUCCAGCAGCAGAUGCUACAGGCCCAGCGCAACGUCUCGGGCCCCACGAGACAGCAGGAGCAGCAAGUCGCGCGCACAAUCACUAACCUGCAGCAGCAGAUCCAGCAGCACCAGCGCCAGCUGGCCCAGGCCCUGCUCGUGAAGCCGCCGCCGCCGCACCUGUCUCUGCACCCCGCUGCAGGCAAGCCGGCCGCCGACAGCUUCCCCCCACACCCCCCGGACCUGCAGACCAAAGAGCAGCAGUCUCCGCCCAACUCCUUUGCUCCUUACCCACUUGCUGGACUCAACCCGAAUGUGAAUGUCAGCAGCAUGGACAUGACAGGGGGCUUGUCCGUGAAGGACCCGUCUCCGUCCCAAUCACGCCUCCCUCAGUGGACGCACUCCAACCCCAUGGAUAACUUGCCCGGUGCUGCUUCUCCUCUCGACCAGAACCCCAGCAAGCAUGGUGCUAUCCCUGGGGGCCUAAGCAUCGGGCCUCCAGCCAAGUCCUCCAUGGAAGACUCCUAUAGCCGGUACGAGCUAAUCCCAAAUAGCGAGUCGCCAGCCAGCCCUCCCGGGGCCGUUCCCCAUAGCUGGGCCCGUGCCAAAUCCGACAGUGAGAAGAUCUCAAAUGGCUCCAGCGUCAACUGGCCCCCAGAAUUCCAUCCUGGAGUUCCAUGGAAAGGACUUCAGAGUAUCGACCCCGAGAAUGACCCUGACGUCACCCCUGGAAGUGUCCCCACGGGGCCCACCAUUAACACCACCAUCCAAGAUGUCAACCGCUACCUCCUCAAGAGUGGAGGCCCGUCCCCGCCGUCGUCUCAGAGUGCCGCGCUGCCUUCCUCCAGUGCCUGGCCGCUCAGUGCCUCCGGCUACACACGCUCGCUCGGCAGCCUCGCGCCAGCACCCAGCAUUGCAGGUAAACUGUCGGACAUUAAAUCGACGUGGUCCUCAGGGCCCGCCUCACACGCACAAGCGUCCCUGUCCCACGAGCUCUGGAAGGUGCCCCGGAACUCAGCGCCCACACGGCCUCCGCCGGGGCUCACCAACCCCAAGCCUUCCUCCACCUGGGGAGCCAGCCCGCUCGGCUGGACCAGCUCCUACUCCUCAGGUUCUGCCUGGAGCACCGACACCUCAGGCAGAGCAAGCAGCUGGCUCGUGCUCCGCAACCUCACACCCCAGAUCGACGGCUCCACGCUGCGGACGCUGUGCCUGCAGCAUGGGCCCCUGGUCACCUUCCACCUGAACCUGACGCAGGGCAACGCCGUGGUACGCUACAGCUCCAAGGACGAGGCUGCCAAAGCCCAGAAGUCGCUGCACAUGUGCGUGCUGGGGAACACCACCAUCUUAGCCGAGUUUGCUGGGGAAGAAGAGGUGAACCGCUUCAUAGCCCAGGGCCAAGCCCUGCCUCCCACGUCCAGCUGGCAGUCGAGCACCGGGACCAGCCAGGCCCGGCUGGGCGCCUCGGCCAGCUCCCAUGGCUUGGUCCGCAGCGACGCUGGACACUGGAACACGCCAUGCCUGGGCGGCAAGGGGAGCGGCGACCUGCUAUGGGGUGCGGUCCCCCAGUACUCGAGCAGCCUGUGGGGGCCCCCCAGCACCGAGGACAGCAGGGUGAUUGGCAGUCCCACCCCCCUGAACACUUUGCUCCCAGGAGACCUUCUCAGCGGGGAGUCCAUCUAGCCUGGUGCCGAGCCCGAUGCCCCUCUGGCCGGCGCCACACGAGUACCUCUGUCCAGAACUGAAGGCCGGGCCUGCGGCUGCUGUCCGCGUCGCAUGCUGCCCGCCCACAGGAUGUUUCUCGUAGCUUUUGAUUUCAUGUCGUCUUAUGUUUGUCUGGUGUAUGUCAUUUUGAUUUGUGUGUGUUUUGUGUGUUUGUGUGUGUGUAUUUUUUUUAAGUAUAAAAGCUGCUUAGAAUAGUUGUAUCAUGAAGGGCACUUUUCAGACUGUGGGCUGGAAAGGGUGAUGUGAUCACGGGGGUGACGGAAAGGGGCCUGGGCAGCCGGUUUCCACGCGCCUGGGACGACGAUGCACAUUUCCGGAGGCGCCAGCUACUGCCCCGGGCGCGCCUCACCAUCGGCCCAGCCGGUCCCUGCAGAGCCGCCCAUGCACACGUCCCUUGUUCCAUUACUUCUUCAUGUCAUUUUUUAAUCCCCCCCAAAAUUAUUUUUUAAAUGUUAAGAGAAGAGACAUAUCAAACAUGCAAAUACUUGAACCCAGCAGGCCAAUACUGAAAUGUGAACACCUUCCGUCGGCACAGACGGCUCGAGGGCAUCGAGGCAGGCCUUUCGUGCACAGCCUGCAUACGUGUGCGAGCAUGUGUGUGCACGCCAGGGCCCGCGGGGGCCUUGGGUCUCCCUGCAAUUCAGCAUAUGCUCUUCGGGCGCAUCGGUCAAACGUUUGUUACCCCUUCAGCUUCUGCCUUUGCACUGAGUGUCUCUGCCCUUCCCACCCACCACAGAGAAGUCACAGGACAGGGCUGGCGGCAAUUCACGUGUAAAUGUUUACUCAAGGACUCGGAUUGCGUUGAAAACUUACAGUGUAUAUCUCUGGAGAAAGAAUCCUUUAUAUACCUACCUUCAGCAGCUUUUCUAUUUGCGGACGAACGCCGGAACACGAACGAUCCCCAGAGCCGAGCACUGUUGCUCUCUCUCGGGAAUACAGAGGUGAAGAGAAGCUGGCGAGGGGGGACAGGAACACGCACUUGGACUGGGCGGUGAUGCGCUCGGGGGCCACGCUCGGGCUCCCACCUGUUUACAGACCUUUUUUUCCUCCUCCUUCAGACUUUAAAAUAAAAAAUAAAAGUUUUUUAAAGGAAUUAAAAAAGAAAAAAAUGAAAAAAAAAAAAAAAGACUUCCGUGGUAAAGAGCCCUAUUUUCAGAUGUGGAUGCGCUACUCAGCUCUGGGAUUGGACAGUGUUGUCCCCUCCGGCCAUCGUCGAACUGACGCCGUGUCGCUGACUUGCACAUGCGGUGUGCUCUCAGGAAAGCCAGGUUCCCGAGGGGCAGCCGCCAACCAUUCAUGUAUUUUAAACCCGACUCCUAGCACUGAAGAUGUUAUUAAAAACCAACAAAAAAAAAUAAAGGAAAAAAAUGAAAAAAAAAAGAAAAAAACCCACAAAGAAGAAUACCUAAUCUCUAAUGUGUAGCAGUUACAUAUUUACCAAAUAAUGGACUCGAGAGAAAUAGAUGUUUGAAGAGUGCUUUAUAUAUUAAAAAUUGCUUUAUGUUUUUAAAAAAAAUGAUCAAUGUUUUGAUUGUUUUGCAAGAAAGACAGACAAUGGAGUAACAUACUCUCGAGUGUGUUUUAAAAAUAUAUAUAUGAACAUUGUGCUCCCUGCCUGCUUGAUCAGGAAACUUGUGCAUUACAUUUUUUUUUAAAAAUUAGCUUUUUAAUGGUUUGUUUUAUCAAAAGAAAAAAAUCGAAAAUAAAAUAAAAAAGGAAAAACAUUUUUAAAAGUCAAAAAAAAAAUAAGUAAAGGGUUCCACAAACUUGCAGAUCCACAAAAGCUGGUUUUCUAGAGGAUCAUGAACUAUGCACAAACGGGGUUCCAGCCUUGUAAGCCCUCGGGCUGAGUGUAGUGUACGCAGCUAGACGCCCCUCAAGACACCCCUCGGUUCGUGCACCUCAGCGCCGCCCCUUGUGUGGUGCCUGUCAGGCACGCAUGUGCGUGCAGGUGGGCAGGCGUGCAGCUUCCUGCUGCCAGUCAGCAUCGAGUUGUCAAAAAACUCCUGAGACUUUGAAAUUGGGGAUGGAAGUAAGUCUGUUUUUUGGGGUUUUUUUUUUUUUGUUGAUGUUGUUGUCGUCGUUGGGUUGGGCGGCGGGGGGAGUUUUUGUUUCUUUGACCCUUUAUUUUGAAUUCAUGUCUGUAACGCUGAGAUUAAACAAAAAAAAAAAACAAAAAAAAAACAAAAAACAAGUUUGUGACUUUUAAUGUUUUCUCCUCAUAGAAUGUGACUGUCAAGAGAACAGGGCCCCCUAAGAGUGGCUUCCACAAGUACAAUGCUUUGUUGAAUCUGAAUAAAUUGCAAUUUUUUUUCUUGGCUGUUCAAAUAAAUGGGGGGUCUGU